This is a messenger RNA of Lachancea dasiensis, 2103 nucleotides long. The record is from the annotation of a GenBank genome assembly. NCBI's taxonomy places the organism in Eukaryota, Fungi, Ascomycota, Saccharomycetes, Saccharomycetales, Saccharomycetaceae.
AUGGCAAGGAAGAGAAACUUCAAGAAGGGCAAUAAGAAGACGUUUGGAGCCAGAGAUGACUCAAACGCCCAAAAAAACUGGACCGAACUUCAGAAGGAAAACGAAAAAUGGGAGAAAUACUACAAAGACCUUGGCGUGAUACCAGAUGCGGAAUGGGAUGAAUUCAAGAAAACUUGCCAGGCGCAGCUUCCUUUGACCUUCAGAAUCACCGGGUCCAGGAAGCAUGCCCAUGAGGUCUUGUCUAUGUUUGAAGAGCAUCACCUGCCUUACUUAACUGGCUGCGAGUUUGAAGGAGAGGCCAUUGCGCCUCCCAAAAAGCUACCUUGGUACCCAGAAAACUUGGCCUGGCAAUUGGAUGUUUCCAAACAGGUUAUUCGGAAGAACGAACAGUUUUCGAAGGUACAGAGAUUUCUGGUAGCGGAAAAUGCCGUAGGUAACAUAUCGAGACAAGAGGCAGUUUCCAUGAUCCCGCCACUUGUCCUGGACGUGAAGCCUGAACAUACCGUCUUAGACAUGUGCGCUGCCCCCGGAUCUAAAACUGCUCAGUUAAUUGAAGCCCUUCACGCCAAUUGCGACGAACCCACUGGAUACGUGGUGGCUAACGACGCUGACCACAGGAGGUCGCAUAUGUUGGUCCAUCAACUUAAGAGACUCAACAGCGCUAACUUGAUGGUUGUGAACCAUGACGCUCAGUUUUUUCCCAGAAUCAAGACCGACAAAGACUCUAACCAAUUUCUCAAAUUCGAUAGAGUACUAUGUGAUGUACCUUGUUCCGGCGAUGGCACCAUGCGCAAAAACGUCAACGUUUGGAGAGACUGGGGAACUGGCUCGGGUUUGGGCCUACACACCGUUCAGCUAAAUAUUCUAAAAAGAGGUCUUAACUUAUUGAAACAGGGCGGUAGACUUGUUUAUUCAACUUGUUCUAUGAAUCCAAUUGAAAACGAAGCUGUCGUUGCGGCGGCUCUAAGGCAUUGGGGGGUUAAGAUCAAGCUUGUUGACUGCGCGGAGCUACUGCCCGGACUUGUUAGAAGCAAAGGUAUCGACAACUGGCCUGUGAUUGAUAAGAAUUACAUCAAGAGGGAGAAAGGAGACGAGGGUACGCAUGAGACUUGGUUCCCCCCAACCUCCGAAGAAUCCGCUGCUUUCAAUCUCGAUCGCUGUAUCAGGGUGUACCCUCAUCAGCAAAACACUGGUGGUUUUUUCAUUACUGUUUUCGAAAAGGUCAAUUCAGAGUCUAACGAAGUUUCCAAGCGUGCUACUACUGAGGAACCUAAAGAAGAGUCGGUCGUUGAAAAGAAACAGAAGACCGAGGGUGGUGUCGCAGCUACUGCGACCGUAACCGAACCGGUUUCUGUGAAGAAAGAAAAACUUCCACGGGAUGCUAAUGAAGAGCCUUUCGUCUUUUUAAGCCCUGACCAUCCAGAACUGAAAAAGUGUUGGUCAUUCUACGGUAUUGAUGACAAAUUUGAUAAGUCCUGCUGCUUGGUAAGAAACGCAACCGGAGAGCCAACACGUGUAAUAUACUACGUGAGCCCAUGCUUGAAAGAUGUGAUCGAAGCUAAUGAGGACCGCUUGAAGUUCAUUUAUUCUGGUGUCAAACUGUUCGUGUCACAGAGAUCGGACAUUGAGUGUUCUUGGAGAAUUCAAAACGAGUCCUUGCAAAUCAUGAAGCACCACAUGAAUAGUAAUAGGGUUGUUGACGUUAACAUCGAUUGUUUUAAAUUGCUUUUGACGGAAUCAUUCCCCAAGUUUGAGGACCUCGAAAAGAGUCACAUUGAUGACAACUUCUUGAACAAGAUGAAAUCCUUAUCGGCUGGUUGUGCUUUUGUUAGUGUGGACAGAGGUGAGGAGAAAGAAGAACUCUUUUUGCCUAUGUGGAACGGAAGUAAGUGUGCCAACCUAAUGGUUUCUAAAGAAAGCACUCAAGAGUUACUUCAUCGUCUAUUUGGUGAUGAGGUGGCAGUCCAACAGGCUGCUGCUGCUGCUGAAAGAAAAGCGGCCGCAAACUUGGCAGCAGCCGAAUCUAAGACCGAAGAAGGAGAGAGUUCAUCAGUUAACGAGGUACCAAAGGAACCAGCAACCUCUGACGAUCAAAAUAUGUAA